This is a messenger RNA of Eubalaena glacialis (North Atlantic right whale), 2857 nucleotides long. RefSeq names its product catenin alpha 3 (gene CTNNA3). Bases 23 to 2857 code for a protein of 944 amino acids. Gene Ontology annotation, cellular component: fascia adherens; adherens junction. The transcript is spliced from 19 exons. Gene Ontology annotation, biological process: cell migration; cell-cell adhesion. The record is from RefSeq and is a predicted model, not a curated record. Gene Ontology annotation, molecular function: actin filament binding; cadherin binding; beta-catenin binding. NCBI's taxonomy places the organism in Eukaryota, Metazoa, Chordata, Mammalia, Artiodactyla, Balaenidae.
GUUUCCCAAGCUUUCUCAAGUGAUGGGGAGACUUGCAGGUGGUUUGAGAACAAAGUUCCGUGCAUUAGUAUCCAUCCUCCCAACGGGUAAUGACACGUCAAUUGCACUUAAGGAGGACCACCCCUCCCCACUGGAUGCAAACUUACUUCGCCUGUUAAUCAAGGCAGUCAUGUCAGCUGAAAUACCAAUCACACUGAAUGUCAAUCCUCAGGAUCUGCAGGUCCAGACAUUCACUGUAGAGAAGCUGCUGGAGCCUCUCAUAAUCCAGGUUACUACACUUGUAAAUUGUCCCCAGAAUCCUUCCAACAGGAAAAAAGGACGUUCAAAAAGAGCCAGAGUCCUUCUAGCUUCUGUGGAGGAAGCAACUUGGAAUUUAUUAGACAAGGGAGAGAAGAUUGCUCAAGAAGCCACAGUUUUAAAGGAAGAGCUUACUGGGGCACUUGAGGAAGUUCGCAAAGAAAGUGAAGCUCUGAAAGUAUCAGCUGAGAGAUUUGCAGAUGAUCCCUGUUAUCUCCCAAAAAGGGAGGCUGUGGUUCAAGCUGCCCGUGCCUUGUUGGCUGCAGUUACCAGACUCCUUAUCCUCGCAGAUAUGAUUGAUGUCAUGUGUCUCUUGCAGCACGUGUCAGCUUUUCAGAGGACAUUUGAGUCUCUUAAAAAUGUUUCCAACAAAUCUGACCUCCAGAAAACCUACCAGAAGCUUGGGAAGGAGCUGGAAAAUCUGGACUAUUUAGCCUUCAAACGUCAGCAGGACCUAAAAUCUCCAAAUCAGAGGGAUGAAAUUGCAGGUGCCCGGGCCUCAUUGAAGGAGAACUCCCCCAUACUGCAUUCAAUUUGUUCAGCUUGUUUGGAACAUUCUGAUGUCGCUUCCCUCAAAGCCAGCAAGGACACAGUUUGUGAAGAAAUUCAGAACGCCCUCAGUGUAAUUUCAAAUGCUUCACAAGGCAUCCAGAAUGUGCUAGUCCCACCAGAACCUCAGGCAGCAACCCUGGGAAGUGCCCUUGAUGAGCUUGAGAAUUUAAUUGUCUUGGAUCCACUCACAGUGACUGAGGAGGAAACAAGACCGUCCCUAGAGAAACGCCUCGAAGCCAUUAUCAGUGGGGCUGCUCUGUUGGCUGACUCUUCAUGCACGAGGGAUUUCCAUCGGGAGCGAAUUAUCGCAGAAUGCAAUGCCAUUCGCCAGGCUCUCCAGGACCUGCUUUCAGAGUACAUGAACAAUACUGGAAAAAAGGAAAGGAGUAAUACCUUGAAUAUUGCAAUAGAAAACAUGUGCAAGAAGACAAGAGACCUUCGCAGACAGCUCCGUAAGGCUAUUAUAGAUCAUGUGUCAGACUCCUUUUUGGAUACGACAGUCCCACUUUUGGUUCUCAUUGAAGCUGCCAAGAAUGGCCGGGAAAAGGAAAUAAAAGAAUAUACUGCGAUAUUUCGUGAACACACCAGCAGGCUUGUAGAGGUGGCAAAUCUUGCUUGUUCCAUGUCAACAAAUGAAGAUGGAAUUAAGGUUGUCAAAGUUGCAGCCAAUCACCUGGAAACCUUGUGUCCACAGAUUAUUAAUGCUGCGCUUGCUUUGGCUGCAAGACCCAAAAGUCAAGUGGUCAAAAAAACCAUGGAAAUGUACAGAUGCACGUGGGAGAAUCAUAUCCAUGUCCUCACUGAAGCUGUAGAUGACAUUACAAGCAUUGAUGACUUCCUUGCUGUGUCUGAGAGCCAUAUCCUAGAAGAUGUCAACAAAUGUAUCAUAGCCUUGAGAGACCAGGAUGCUGAUAAUUUAGAUCGAGCUGCAGGUGCUAUCAGAGGACGGGCCGCAAGAGUUGCUCACAUUGUCACAGGUGAAAUGGACAGUUACGAGCCAGGAGCUUACACAGAAGGUGUGAUGAGAAAUGUUAACUUCCUGACAAGUACUGCAAUUCCGGAAUUUGUAACACAAGUGAAUGUUGCCUUGGAAGCCUUAAGUAAAAACUCUUUGGAUGUGUUUGAUGAUAAUCAGUUUGUGGACAUCUCAAAAAAGAUCUAUGAUACAAUUCAUGAUAUCAGAUGUUCAGUCAUGAUGAUUCGGACUCCAGAGGAACUAGAGGAUGUUUCUGACCUGGAAGAAGAUCAUGAGGUCCGCAGUCACACCAGUGUUCAGACUGAAGGGAAAACUGACCGGGCUAAGAUGACUCAAUUGCCUGAGGCAGAAAAGGAAAAGAUAGCUGAGCAAGUUGCUGAUUUCAAGAAAGUAAAGAGUAAGCUGGAUGCUGAGAUUGAGAUAUGGGACGAUACGAGCAACGAUAUCAUUGUUCUCGCCAAGAAGAUGUGUAUGAUCAUGAUGGAGAUGACAGACUUCACAAGGGGAAAAGGACCACUGAAGCAUACAACUGAUGUGAUCUAUGCAGCUAAAAUGAUAUCAGAAUCAGGAUCAAGGAUGGACGUCCUUGCUCGGCAGAUUGCCAACCAGUGCCCAGAUCCAUCAUGCAAACAGGACUUGUUGGCCUACCUGGAACAGAUUAAAUUCUACUCUCACCAGCUGAAAAUCUGCAGUCAAGUUAAAGCUGAGAUCCAGAACCUAGGAGGAGAGCUCAUCAUGUCAGCGUUGGACAGUGUCACCUCCCUGAUCCAAGCAGCCAAAAAUUUAAUGAAUGCUGUAGUGCAAACAGUGAAAAUGUCUUACAUUGCCUCAACCAAGAUCAUCCGAAUUCAGAGUCCUGCUGGGCCCCGGCACCCAGUUGUUAUGUGGAGAAUGAAGGCUCCUGCAAAAAAACCCUUGAUUAAAAGAGAGAAACCAGAGGAAACGUAUGCAGCUGUCAGACGAGGCUCAGCAAAGAAAAAAAUCCACCCAGUGCAAGUGAUGAGUGAAUUUAGAGGAAGACAUAUCUACUGA